AUGCGAGAGCUUGCCUCUCGUGUAAUACUAGGCCUCUUCUCGGUCAACAAUGCCGGGUUUAAUGCGAUGUCUGCGAUUUUGAUGAUCGUCGAAGCGGUUCUUUCACAUCUUGUGAUUCUUAAAGUGAAAUACACCGAAAUCGAUUGGAGCACUUAUAUGCAACAAGUGGAAUGUUAUACGAAUAAGGGAAUUCUAAAUUAUACACGAAUUGGCGGAGAUACGGGACCAAUCGUCUACCCGGGCGGUCAUCUUUUCACCUACCGUAUCCUCUAUUUUCUGACAAGUUCUGGAAAGAAUAUUCGGUUGGCUCAACAUAUAUUCCAAGUGUUUUAUUUGUUCAAUGUCUAUAUGGUGUUCCGAAUUCUCAAGAAAACCAAACGUAUUCCCCCGAUCGUCUUGCUCUUUGUUACUGUAACUGGCUACCGUAUCCAUUCGAUUUUCAUGCUUCGCCUCUUCAACGAUCCACUUGCAAUGAUGCUAUUCUACGUGGCGAUGGACCGGUUUUUGCAUCAGAAAUGGAUUGUUGGCUGUGUAUUCUACAGUUUCGCAGUUUCCAUCAAGAUGAAUGUGCUUCUCUUCGCACCCGCAUUGUUCUUCACUCUCAUCCUUAACAACUAUUUUAUGCCAACAAUGGGAUAUUUAUCACUUUGUGCGUUGAUUCAACUUUAUGUUGGAGGCCCAUUCUUGUUGCAUGAUUGGAAGUCAUAUGUGCAAAGAUCAUUCGAUUUGGGACGAGUUUUCAUGUUCAAAUGGACCGUAAAUUGGAGAUUUCUGCCUGAAGAUCUAUUCUUGGAUAAACGAUUCCAUAUGGCUCUUCUUGUUGGACACAUCACCUUUUUAGCAAUUUUCGCUUACUAUAUGUGGUUCAGACGUCUCAACGGUCUGCGACUAUCCCUCUACCUCCGAGCUUUCGAUGGAAUCCUCACCAGCACCGGCCCCACUGACACCUUCUACGCUUUCUGCACAUCCAAUCUCAUCGGAAUCGCAUUCUCUAGAUCCCUUCAUUAUCAGUUCUACAGUUGGUACUUUCAUCAGCUUCCAUUUUUGCUAUUCUGUGAUUAUCCUCAUGUUAACUCUAUUUCUAAAAUCCCAUGGAAACAAUUCUUCUGGAAAGUUCCCCUACUUCUGGCUAUCGAACUCUGCUGGAAUGUCUACCCAUCCACGUGGUGGUCUUCUGCACUUCUUCAUAUUUGCCACGUCAUCAUCUUCUGGCAUCUGAUUUCCACCCGAGUACAGAGACCAAUAGAUACAGUUUCAUGGAGGACGUUUGACAAGAUUCAUGAAGAGCAGGAAAUGCUAAAGAACUUGGUUGAAGAACACGAUCAGGUUAUUCCACCAACAGAACUUCCUGAUUUUGUGGAAGAUGAUGAUCAGGAGAAAAUUAAAGAGUACAGAAUGUCCAGGAUGCCGGAAAGGAGAGAAAAAUCAAAGAAGGAACUGGAGAAAGGUUUCCAAAAAUAUUAUAGAGAGCAGAUGGCAGAUGGAUACUUCCAAGACGAUUUUAGAGUCUAUGUGAGUUCUAACAGGCCCUGA
Messenger RNA from Caenorhabditis briggsae, 1533 nucleotides. The coding region runs from base 1 to 1533 and encodes 510 amino acids. Lineage: Eukaryota; Metazoa; Nematoda; Chromadorea; Rhabditida; Rhabditidae. Gene Ontology annotation, molecular function: dol-P-Man:Man(5)GlcNAc(2)-PP-Dol alpha-1,3-mannosyltransferase activity. The transcript is spliced from 4 exons. The record is from RefSeq and is a predicted model, not a curated record. Gene Ontology annotation, cellular component: endoplasmic reticulum.